Molecule: messenger RNA, 2157 nt
Organism: Myotis lucifugus (little brown bat)
Lineage: Eukaryota; Metazoa; Chordata; Mammalia; Chiroptera; Vespertilionidae
Gene: HSPBAP1
Product: HSPB1 associated protein 1
Exons: 9
Coding region: 206-1798 (530 amino acids)
Molecular function (GO): 2-oxoglutarate-dependent dioxygenase activity
Source: RefSeq, a predicted model, not a curated record
GCCUCUCUGGCCCUGCAGUAAGCGGUGAGGGAAGUUGUUUUCUAGUGAACGUGGCUGUUCUCACGUUGUGGCAUCCAGAUUUUCGGUCCUCGCACAGGCCCUGUAUCCCCGCAUCCUACCAGCGCUGUUGCAUGCCUGACGGUGUUUCGAAUGUUACAGUGGAUUAAAAUCAAAUGUGUGAAAUUGGAGCCCACUCUUGAGGCAGAUGGAGAUGUCUGGGGCCUUUGCGAACCGGGAUUGUGAGCUUUUGUUUGAUUUCGGUGGAAUCCUGCUUAAAAGGACGGGUGAAUAUGUCAAACCUUUCACACCAGAGAAAGCAAAAGAAAUUAUCAUGUCUUUACAGCAACCUGCCGUCUUCUGUAAUAUGGUUUUUGAUUGGCCAGCACAACACUGGACUGCUGAGCACCUUUCCAAGGUCCUUAAUGGCAAGCAGAUACGAUUUAGGAUGGGAAUGAAAAGUACAGAUACAGUUCCUCAGUUUGAAACUUCAUGUAGUUACGUAGAAGCUACACUUGAAGAGUUUCUGACCUGGAACUGUGACCACUCUAGUACUUCUGGACCAUUUAUAGAUUAUGAUUAUUCCAAAUUCUGGGCUUAUGCUGACUAUAAAUAUGUUGUCAGUCUAUUUGAAGACAAGACAGAUAUUUUCCAGGAUGUGAUAUGGUCUGACUUCGGGUUUCGUGGAAGAAAUGGACGGGAAAGUACAUUGUGGAUUGGCUCCCUGGGGGCUCACACACCCUGUCAUCUGGAUUCAUAUGGUUGCAACUUGGUAUUCCAGGUGCAAGGAAGGAAAAGAUGGCAUCUCUUUCCCCCUGAGGAUACUCCUUUCCUUUAUCCAACUAGAAUCCCUUAUGAAGAAUCUAGUGUGUUUAGUAAAGUCAAUGUUGUCAAUCCUGAUGUAAAACGUUUUCCUCGGUUCCAGGAAGCUCGAAGACAUGUGGUUACACUGAGCCCAGGACAGGUUCUGUUUGUUCCCAGACACUGGUGGCAUUAUGUAGAAUCUGUUGAUCCUGUCACUGUCAGUAUAAACUCGUGGAUUGAAUUGGCUGAAUUGGAGUUGGAGCACAUGCCAAGGCAGAGUCCAUGGACUCCACUUCCACUCCCUGUACCAGUCACAUGUGCAGUAGCCCCAACAGAUGCCGCUUCUCCCAAGGAAGAGGACCACCAGGCUCGGGUAGAAGAGGCAAUCGCCCGCAUGCUUGUGUGCGCCCUGAAAACUGCGGAGGACCCACACAGCACCAGGGCUUGGUUAAACCCAACGGAGGUUGAGGAAACGUCCCAUGAAGUCAAUUGUCGCUACUUAAAUAGAGCUGUUUCUGCCUUUUUUGAUCAUUACAGAACAUCUAAGACAGAAAUCCAAGCACUCAGAACAAACGGAGAGCACAUGAAAAAGGAAGAAUUCAACAUGCACAACAACCUCAUGGAGGUAGAACAAACAGAUAGCCAGAACUUAACCUCGGGAACAGUAGGAGAGCAGGCAGCAUGUCCCUUUGGCCCUGAUCUGGUUCCCGUACUACCGAGUUCUGAAGAUCCACCCUCAGAAACAGGAGGCAUGUUUAAAAAUGAUGGUAAAGACUUUGUUGGCAAAGCUGGAGAGCACUUUGACAAAUUGCACUGUACCAAGAAGCAACGAAUGAUGAGCGGACGUGAGAAUGAAAUUGUGGAACAGGUUGCUUCAAAUAGUACUAUGGCCCCUUCCCAAACAUUCAUUUCUACAGAUGACUUACUGGACUGCUUGGUGAAUCCACAAGUAACCAAGAUAGUGGCACAACUUUUGAUACAAGGAAGAAGUUUGUGAUUGUAAUAGAAAAUGACUUUUUAAAUAUUUUAAACAUUUUUUAAAUAGUGUGAUAUUUAAGUAAAAGAUGAAACAAUGAAAAGCAGUUUGCACAGGCUUGUAUAUGUACUUGUUUUUGCCUAGUUAAAUUUCAGCCGCUUGCCACCUUCUUGCAUGUACAUUGCUCUUUGCCCAAACUGGCUCUUUGUUAUCUGUGAGGCCUUCUUUCUGAGCCUUUUUCUUUCCUCUCCCUUCCCAUCUCCUCAGCCUAUUUCAAAUGUAAGCCCCAAGUGUUCUCAACAGGAAAUGUCUCCAUCAGCCUUAAGAAGGGGUCAGCCUGCUGCCUGUUUUUGUAAUAAAGUUUUAUUGGAACACAGCCA